AUGGACUCUUAUCAAAUUAUAUACAUGCUGUUCCCACUGGUUGAGAGAAAGCACAGUUGGGCACCAAAAAAACGUAUUUUUUUGCUCUGCAAAUUGCCAACUUCACACGGAUUCACAUGCCUCGCACUUGGUUGGCUAGCUGAAAGCUGCGAGCAAGCCCUCAUUCGUGCAAAACACGUCAUAUUGUCCCGCUUCGCUCAGGUUGCCACCGAGCUCCUUUUUGGAGCCAUGCGAGCCAUGCAAGCGAGGUCUCGGCACGUGGAUGGGGAUUUGCCGAGGUCUUGGAAACCUGCGACGCUUUCACAGCAGCAAAACGCUGCGACAGCCAAAGCAGCGGUUUCCCGUGACGGCAGUGACGGCAGCUCGUUGACAGUGGACGCGUCGCAGGUGAGUGACUUGCUCGCUCUCCCCGCCAGGAAGUAA
Durusdinium trenchii is the source of this 423-nucleotide messenger RNA. The record is from the annotation of a GenBank genome assembly. NCBI's taxonomy places the organism in Eukaryota, Dinophyceae, Suessiales, Symbiodiniaceae.